Cryptosporidium ubiquitum is the source of this 1128-nucleotide messenger RNA. RefSeq lists its product as uncharacterized. NCBI's taxonomy places the organism in Eukaryota, Apicomplexa, Conoidasida, Eucoccidiorida, Cryptosporidiidae. The transcript has a single exon. Bases 1 to 1128 code for a protein of 375 amino acids. The record is from RefSeq and is a predicted model, not a curated record.
AUGCAGAAUCCUUUGGAUCAUAGUAUGUCAUCUCAAAAUGCAGAAUCUACUUCUGUUAAUAAAAUUCUAGCAAAUGUACAGGGAUAUUAUAGUGGGGAUUAUGACUGGAACGACUUUUAUGGAGAUGAUGAUGAAUUUUCUGUUGACGAAGAUGAUGAUGUGAAAUUGGAUUCAAAAGCAAUUUUAACUUCAAAUUCAAAGACAUUUGAUAGUGUGAUACAAGAUAAACUUAAAGUGUUCCAGAAUAAAGGAAGCACAGAUAACUCCAAUUUAGGAGAUGUUAGAUUUAGGCAGAGAAUAAGAAAUCGAAGGAUGAGGGAUAAGGCAAAUGAUGAUGAUAACCCUGACUACUUGCAUGAUGAAAUUGUUGAACAAAUUCAAAAAGGAGAAGAAAUUGCUGCAAUAGGACCAGAAGAGAUGAAUGAAAUUCGAAACACAGCAUGGAUUCCCAAAGGAGAGUAUAUUCCUGAGGAUAUUGCAAUGGGGUACCAUACAGCUUGGGAUAUUGGGAAAAGAGGUUGUGUUGCAGUAAAACUAGUAGGAAAUUGGGACUCUCAUAUUUCCCCAAAUAAAGUGAGAUUUUUCAUUAUGGAUGGAACUGACCCUAUUGCAUUUCUUUCAUACUAUACGAAAAGUGACCUCAAGGUCAGUAGGGGUGAAAAGUCUGAAAAAAAAGGAAUCAUAUUUGCCAAAGACUUAAGGGAUGGGUAUUGGGAUUAUGGCAGAUCAAAAAUCAUUUUUACAAGGAGAAACAAGUCAGGGCAAACUACAAUCAUAGAAAACCUUCCCACACAGUUCAUGGAUGCCAUGAUGGUUUGUAUCCGCGAAAUUGAAAUUCACAAAAAAGUUACCAAAAUUAUCAAAGAAAGAAGGAAGCAGGCUAAUAUUAAUAUUCUUGACAAGAAUCCUGUUAAAGCUGGAACUAUUUCUAACUCUUCCAACUCAGAUGAAUCAAACCACAAAAAUUUGGGUAUUGAUGCAACAAAAAAUAACUCAGAACUUAACCAGCCUAAUUUCAUUGAAGAUAGUGAAGUUAUUGUCCCUCUGGGGAAUGCUCUAAUAGGUAAAAGAGCCUCUAUUACUAAAUUAGUUGCUCCUAAAAUUGAUUUUGAGAAAUAUAAAAAUUAA